GUUCCGCGAAGGCACCUGGUACGGGGAGGAGGGUGACAUGGAGGUGGAGGAGACCCAGGCGGGUCGAUCACUCCUGGCGAAUUCAAACAUGUCCUCAGCAGAGGUAGUUCUGGGUUUCUUGGAGGAGGCAGAGCCGUGGCGGCUUCGAUCUUCACAGUUCCCCAGCAAAGUAGGAGGGAAACCAGCGUGGCUUAGCCAAAAAGACCUGCCCUCCCUUCACGAGCUGGAGUGCGAGAUCUGCCGGCUUCCUAUGGUCUUCCUACUGCAGGUGUAUGCACCGAUAUCCGGUCAGGACAGAAGCUUCCAUCGAACACUCCUUCUGUUCUGCUGCAAAACUCCUGAAUGCUACUCACACAAUGACAGCCGCUGCAUGAAAGUUUUACGAAGUCAGCUGCCCAGGAGGAAUGAGUUCUACCCCUAUGAGCCUCCUCCAGAGGAUGAGCCACCCAACGGUACAGAAGAAGACCACACCGUGCUGUCUGUCUCUGGAUUUAAACUGUGUUGGAUGUGUGGUUGCCCUGGCAACAAAGCCUGCUCCCGCUGUCACACUGUAACCUAUUGUGGAAAACACCACCAGACCCUCCACUGGAAACACUCUCACAAGAAGGAGUGUUGCAGUCCAGAUGCAACAGUUGUCACAAGCUCUCCCCUCCUUUUUCCUGAGUCUGAGCUUGUCACUGAGCCCGAGGAGGAGGAGGAUGAGGAGGGAAAGCAAGGAAAAGAUACAGAAGCUGAAGAAGAGGGCAGCAUUCAGAAAAGUUUAGACUGUCCCUCAUUAGCAGACACCCUGACAGAAACAGACCUGGAAGAGAUGGCUAUGCAUGAGACUGAAGACAACAAAGUGUUCCAGCAUUUUAAAAAGAAGAUUGCACCAGAGCCACACCAGGUGAUACGUUACAGCCGGGGAGGCUCUCCUUUGUGGGUUUCCUCUCAGCAUAUUCCUUCAGAUGAGGACAUCCCACCGUGCACCUGUGGCGCUAAAAGGAUGUUUGAGUUUCAGGUGAUGCCUCAGCUGUUAAACUGUCUCCCUGUGGACUCGACGGGAGCCAGUAUUGACUGGGGGACUCUGGCUGUCUACACAUGCUCUGCCAGCUGUAGCCAUGGCGACCAGUACUGCCCGGAGUUCAUCUGGAAGCAGGACUUCAGCUCAGAUCAACACUUGCAGAUUAAAGAUACAUAACAGCU
Messenger RNA from Melanotaenia boesemani (Boeseman's rainbowfish), 1185 nucleotides. It is a transcript of the gene pdcd2, whose product is annotated as programmed cell death 2. The transcript is spliced from 9 exons. Lineage: Eukaryota; Metazoa; Chordata; Actinopteri; Atheriniformes; Melanotaeniidae. The record is from RefSeq and is a predicted model, not a curated record. Bases 38 to 1180 code for a protein of 380 amino acids. Gene Ontology annotation, cellular component: cytoplasm; nucleus.